CUAAUUAAACGGAUUACGCCAAGGAAUCAGCAUUGCAUCCUCCGAAAACACGACUUAUUUUGGUCUUGUAAAUCACUGCUAAAAGUAAAAAGCCUGGCAAAUGUUCCGUUAAAUAAAUGCACCACCCAACAUUCUAAGCUGCCCUAACAGCAGGACGUUGGUAUUCUUCCUACACUCUUUUGGAUAGUCAUUCACUUCAGCGACAAUGCUUUUCUCAAGUCGCUUCACUUUUGCCCUCGGGGCUUUACUCUCUUUUAUCACCAACGCCAGCGCCGCCUCUGGCGAAGGCAGCUUCCCUGAUUUCAUUUCAACAUGGCCUCUCUUCCGAAGAUGGGAGGAUAUCACCAGCACCAUCCCCGUCUUUGACGUCCCCAGCAUGGAUGGCCUCAUUGUCGGCGACUGGGUCAACUCUGAGAAGAAGCUGACCUGGGAGUGCUACACGCUCAACAAAGACAGCACUGUCGCUACUAGCUUGACAGUCCUCAUCGACAAAGCUACCUUGACCUGGACAGACUCUGAGAAUCAGCAGCAGCAGGAGACUGUCGUCAGUAAGCGCAGUGGUAUCAAAUCUGGCGAUGGUAACGCUAUUAUGUACGGCGCUCGUCUGCAGAAGGGUCUUGACCAUCCCAAUAUUCUUCCUAUUCACCACAUCGUUUACGGCAAGGGUGGUGUGAAGGACUACGGUUUUGCCAUCAUGCCUUAUGUCCAGGAGGGCUCCGUGGCUGAUAACCUCGGCAGCCUUGCUGAUGUGAACGGCGCUUUCAAACAGAUGCUCAGCGCCGUUGCUGCUGUCUCCGCCGCGGGCAUCAUCCAUCGGGAUCUCAAGCCUGAGAACUUCCUCAAGGAUGGAGAUACCAUUAAGCUUAUGGACUUUGACCAGUCGCGAGACAUUGGCACUACUGUCCAGAUGGAUGUCGGCACUCCCUCAUACACUGCCCCAGAAAUCAUCAUUGGCAGAGACUAUACCACCAAGGCCGACACUUUCUCCCUCGCCAUGAGUUUCCUUGUCAUGUCUGUUCCUGACCUGCGAAACUCUGAUGACCGAUUCCAGCUGUGGAAGGAUCUCAUUGAGCCUCCUAACACUAGCUACGAGCGUGUCACAGCUGAUAAGACUGAGGGAAUCCUCAGAGGGAGGAACUAUGGUGUUUUCAACGGUAACGAUGGUCUUCUCAAGGUCAUUGCCAAGGCUAUGUGCAGCGAGAGUGAAGGACGCUAUACUCCUGCAGAAUUCGAGACGGCUUUUAACGGAGCUACAUAAUUAUUAGGUUUAUCAUCAGGAGAGGCGAGGAAAUUAAUAUCUUGGGUCAAGAUAGUUGAGACA
Molecule: messenger RNA, 1321 nt
Organism: Fusarium redolens
Lineage: Eukaryota; Fungi; Ascomycota; Sordariomycetes; Hypocreales; Nectriaceae
Product: kinase-like domain-containing protein
Exons: 2
Coding region: 206-1258 (350 amino acids)
Biological process (GO): mitotic DNA damage checkpoint signaling; protein phosphorylation
Cellular component (GO): nucleus; cytoplasm
Molecular function (GO): protein serine/threonine kinase activity; ATP binding
Source: RefSeq, a predicted model, not a curated record